AUGCGUUGCUUCAUCAGCCUCGUUCUUGGCCUGCUGGCCCUGGAGGUGGCCCUCGCUCGGAACCUACAGGAUCAAGUCUUCAACUCAGUUCCGUCCAUGUUCCCUGAUGGCAGCCCCAUUGUGGGCACAGAGUGUGUCAACUGUCAAACCAACGAGGAGUGUGCCCGGAAUGCUAUGUGCUGUCCCAAUUCCUGUGGUAAGAGCUGCAAAACUCCUGUCAAUACUAAGUCCCCGCCCAUUGGUGUUACAAAAGCUGGCAUCUGCCCCUGGGAUCUACUCCAAACGAUCACUGCCGGGCCAUGCCCAAAGAAGAUAUCUUGCUCCAGCGACAGUCAGUGUCCUGGCAACAUGAAAUGUUGCAUCAAGGACUGUAUCAUGACAUGUGUGGACCCAGUGCCAGGUAUGCAGCUUCAAGACCCUGGACCCCCACUUCUCCCUAGACCUCUGGCCCCCACCCUACCCUACAUCAGAUCCAAGAGCAGAUACAGUAAUUCACCCUCUCCUUUCCGUCUCUGUUUCCCACGACCAGGAUCUCGCUACGCUUCCCAGUCCCGGAAGCCUGAGCUCAGCAAGGAUGGCGACGGCCGGGACCGGGCGGAGGGCGUGGCCUCCGUCCUGCAGCCCUCGGUCCCCUAG
Messenger RNA from Mus pahari (shrew mouse), 636 nucleotides. Its product is annotated as whey acidic protein-like. Lineage: Eukaryota; Metazoa; Chordata; Mammalia; Rodentia; Muridae. The record is from RefSeq and is a predicted model, not a curated record. Gene Ontology annotation, molecular function: peptidase inhibitor activity. Bases 1 to 636 code for a protein of 211 amino acids. Gene Ontology annotation, cellular component: extracellular region. The transcript has 4 exons.